Mus pahari (shrew mouse) is the source of this 1380-nucleotide messenger RNA. RefSeq names its product zona pellucida binding protein (gene Zpbp). Gene Ontology annotation, biological process: binding of sperm to zona pellucida; acrosome assembly. Gene Ontology annotation, cellular component: acrosomal vesicle; zona pellucida receptor complex; extracellular region. Bases 45 to 1274 code for a protein of 409 amino acids. The transcript is spliced from 8 exons. Lineage: Eukaryota; Metazoa; Chordata; Mammalia; Rodentia; Muridae. The record is from RefSeq and is a predicted model, not a curated record.
CUCGAAGCCAAGGGAGCCCCUAGGGGAUCGACCUCUUGCCUCCCAUGUGUACCCAAGCUGGGUCCCAAGCUAGCACACCUCCCGCACAUCACCCGAGCGGAAGCGGCGGCGCGUCCGUCGGUCCGUCCUUCCGGCCUGCCGUCCGCCAACUUCCGGCGGCGGGUGGGCGCGCGCCAGGUAACGAGCUUCUGCGCCGAGGCUCGGCCGUCGGCGGCGUGUGGAUGGAGGCCUUGGCCCCGGGCCGGGCUCCGCGGGGCCGGCGGCGGGCCGGGGCCUCGGGCUCCGUGCUCUCGCCGCUGUCGCUGGCCGCCGUCCUGCUCUGCGCCUUGCUGCGGGCGCCCCCUGCAGUUGGAUAUUUGGCUCGAUUGCCAAGAAGUAUUCACUUGACUCAAGAUUCACUGAAAAUAGUGGGAUCAACACAUUUUCCUGUGAGCGUAUAUGUUAUGCUUCAUCAAAAGAGUCCACAUGUGCUAUGUGUCACCCAACGACUGAGAAAUACAGAGCUGGUAGACCCAUCAUUCCAAUGGCAUGGGCCAAAAGGAAAACUUGUUUCAGAAAAUACCACUGCACAAGUGACAUCCACAGGAAGCCUCAUAUUUCAGAGCUUUGAAGAGACCAUGAGUGGGGUUUAUACAUGUUUCCUCGAGUAUAAACCAACUGUAGAGGAACCUGCUAAAAAUCUUCAGCUGAAAUACAUUGUUUAUGCUUAUCGUGAACCUCGUUUUUAUUACCAAUUCACAGCUCGAUACCAUGCAGCUCCCUGCAAUAGUAUCUAUAACAUUUCUUUUGAGAAGAAACUUCUUCAGAUUUUAAGUAAACUGGUUCUUGACCUUUCGUGUGAAAUAUCCUUGAUUAAGUCUGAAUGCCAUCGUGUUAAAAUGCAAAAAGCUGGUUUGCAAAAUGAAUUGUUCUUCACAUUUUCAGUUGCAUCUAUAGACACUGAAAAAGGAUCCAAGCCAUGUACAGACCAUAGUUGUGAAGCUUCCAAAAGAUUAUCUAAGGCUAAAAAUCUAAUAGAGAGAUUCUUCAUUCAGCAAGUAGAAGUCCUGGGCAAGCGUGCGGAGCCACUGCCUGAGAUAUACUACAUUGAGGGAACCCUUCAGAUGGUGUGGGUUAACCGCUGCUUUCCAGGGUAUGGCAUAAACGUCCUGAAGCAUCCAAAGUGCCCAGAAUGCUGUGUGGUCUGCAGCCCUGGAUCCUUCAAUCCCCGGGAUGGAACUCACUGCCUCCAGUGCAACAACAGCCUGGUGUAUGGAGCGAAGACAUGCAUGUAGGCCAGGGCCUUGUGGGACCCAAUAGCUCAUUCAACAUAAAAGUAUAUUUUUGAAGUACUAAAGUAUAAUAACUCACUAUUAUGCCAAAAUUAAAUAAUCAGAAUUU